UUGACUUUAGCUGAAUCCGGAUGUGUCGAGACACACUAUGACGUUAAUGAAGAAGAAAGUGAAAACGAGAACGGGGAAACGGUACUGUUAUUAGAGGGAUGGAGAGCUUCUCGAAGGGAAACCGUGCAAUGCUUACGUGAAAUUGCUGAGAAUGAGAAGAAACGACAUAAACACAAAGCUAUCACGGAUAUCAGUACAAUCACUAUCGGUAUGGCUGGUGGUAUAACAGGACUGGUAGGAGUUGGUCUUGCAUUUGUGUUUGCUGGUUUGCCCGUCUUAUUACCCAUAGCCAUAGGUGCAGGCGUGGCCAUAUCGUCAUUUAUUGCUAAGGAGAUCGGGGCACUAAUAUUAUCAAAAGGUGAAGAGGAUAAAAUUAAUUCACUUCUUGAGAAACAAAAGGAGGCGUUUGACGAACUAAAGACUAAGAUUAAAGCUCAAUCGGCUGUUAUUGAUUCUGGUGAUGAAGGAGAUAACGUUACGCAUACCAACAUAAUCCCCAAAACGUCUCUAGAACAAAAGCGCGUCAGUGUACCUGCGAUGGUUGCCCAGACUGUAACGGUACUCCCUGCAAAGAUCAGUGAUAUCACUGUCCAUAGUAUAUACGCAGCAAGAGCAAUUAGGGCGGGGGUAGUAUCGGGCACUGAAAUUGGAUUCAAAGUGAUGGGCACCGCUGGUAGGGCUUUUCAUAUCGGUGGAGGUGUUUUAGGCACACUGGCUUUAGCUUGGGAUAUUUAUUCCCUCGUUGAUGCGGUUAAACGGCUCAAAAAUGUUGCAUCAAAUUCAGAGGCUCUUGAAACUAUUAUCGGUGAGAUGGAACAAAUCCUCCGAUCAACAGAUCAGGAUAUUCUGGCCAUUGUUGCUACUGCAAAUAAAAGAGACGCUGAUGUGAAGAAGGCUUUGGACACCUGGAAAGAAUGUAGACUUAGUACGUUAAAUUCAUUGAAAGAGCUUUGUGCAAAUGAUUCUACAGAUUUUGACUUCAAAUCUAAUACAGAGCUCAAAGGACAUAUAAGAAGUGAUUGUGACGCAUUCGAUAAGUUGGAAAAUCUCGUUAUGCAAAUGGACCUACACGAAUGUGAUCUUAAACGAAGUGCCCAGGGGAUAGCAACCGGACUUGACAUUAUGGAGGACUUGGUACGUUACCAGGAUAAUGAAACUAUUAAAACAAUUAUAGAAGAAACUAUUGUCCAAUGGCUACGCACAUUAGCACUUACCGAUGCUGAGAUAAUAGAGAAGAUUAAAAACGAAAGAAAUGAAGCAGAAAUGCAAACAGUGUUGACAGAAUGGAAAUAUUGUCGACGCGAAACGAUUCGUGUGUUGAAAGAAGUCGUCAAACAAAAGAAUUCAGAGGAGAUCCGAUUGAAAAAAGACUUUGAGAAUAAAGUGAAUUCGUGUUUAAAAAAAGACAACACUGCAUUGAAGACGCUUGAGAAGAGAAUCAAUGGUAGAGUUCAGGAUUGGGGCAGCAACGGACUAUCAGUUGAAGGAUUGGCAAGCGAUGUAAGCGAACUUGUUGUUGCAUCAACACUUAUCUCAAAAUCUGGUAAAAUACCUGAAGUCAUGAAAAAGAUAUUGGCAGAAACACGAGAGUUGAUAAAGACUUCACCUUACAAGGCAAUUGGUAAAGUGGUUGAAAGUUGGGAGACUGUAAUGCAACUACCAGAUGAAGACAUCACACGACUUUUGAAAGUCAUUAACCAAACGAAGGAACUUGACAUAACUGAUAUGAUGGUCACGUGGCGUUAUUAUAGAGGGCGCACCAUAUCAUGCUUGGAAGACAUUAUUUCAAGACCAGAAUCCGAUAAUGAAACUGAAGCAUCAAUAACCAUUUCAAGGAAACAAAAACAAUCUAUGAAUAAACGAUUUAAAGAUGACUGGAAAGCGAGCGAGGCUUUGAAGAAAAUGAUAAUGGGGCCACGAUUGAAAAAUCUCACGAACGUCGACACACGUACGCCUCUUAUCCUAAAAGCAGACUCCAUUUCGAAUGACAUAUUACCUCCCGCCCCUCUUUGUCUUGCUGUAACCAUCCCAGACAAAAACAGCCUACAAUUUGUUCUUGACACUUGGAAGUCCGCCAUCAACUUCUCUGAUUGUGAACUGAUAGAGACAGUGAUCCAUGAGAUGAAUGACGAAACCGAUAACACAGCUCUCGAAAGAUGUAAAGCUUCCCGUGAAAAAACCAUCAAAUCUUUGGCGGAGAUAGAUUGCAACGAUGAAUGUCAACUUGUUCUAUCCAAACAACUUGAAAGAAAAAUCAACGAGUGUCUUGAUGCGGACAGAUGUAAUUUUGAAGCCCUGGAAAAGAAACUUACAGGAAAGUUCUUCCACACAGGAGGUGGUAUACUAGGAUUAGAAUCCAUGAGCGGUGGAAUUUCAACAUUGAUAACGACAACCAAACUAAGAUUUGAUGAAGUGGUCGAUGACAAGACAGCUCUCGAUCAUAUCAUUAAUGAUUUACGUAGAGAUAUUCCAAAUGAUGCAUCUGAUGAUACGUUGAAGCAAAUGAUUGUUGAGAGGUGUUUUGGAAUUUUCUCGGACAAGACUGAUUACAAAUGUCAAGAACAUUUUCAACACUGUCGAAGUCGUCUCGGUUACACUGAAGAUGAAGCUGUGGACAAUGAAAAGGUUUGGGAAAACAUAGACAGCAUAUUAGCUGAUGGUAAAGACGCUUGUUACCCUCAGAGACCUCGCAGUGAUGGGAUUGGAAUUAAAACAUACACAGAUAUUCUAGCGAUACAGAAAUAUCUUUCUGAGGCUUUUACUUGUCCCAAUCACCCACUCGCUCAACUCCUGGGAGAUAUAUUGGAGGACUUUACAUCGCUCUACGAUGGAGUAGGGGCACACCCCCGACUUAUGCAACAUGGUGUUGAGGAAGUGAACUCUUAUGUUGUUAGAAUUUACCAUAUUGUUAGGGUUCUCUUUCCAUAUCUCCCAGAAGAGUCGGGAUGUAUUGAACUAGAAGAUGGGACAGACGAGGAAGCAAUAAUGAGCGAUAACGAAAGGUAUCUUUCAGCUGCCAUGUUGUUGCAUCCCUUCUUACUUCCCAAGCUCUAUCCAUCUACCUUGCAACUGUGUGUACUAUGCAAUGAGAACGACGAUAAACUGUAUUGGGACCGAAUAGAAAACUGGAAUGCUUAUGGAGAUAUAGCUUUGUUGGCACAGCUUAAAGUAAAAGAUCAAUUUUGGCCGUUGAUGAUGGACACAGAGGCAGUAGAAGAGUUGCAACGUAAUCAUGGCAACAAUUUUUGGAUCGUGUGUAAGGAUCAGUGUUGCGUACAAGCUGUAGAAAUAUUCAGGAAAAUAAGUGAAGAAUCCCUUCCACUUGGCAAACUCAAGGUUGUGAAUCAAGCAAUUGAGGAAAUAAACAAGAGUACCCAAGCUGUGAUGUCAGCGGAUGAUUUAAUUCCACUUUUUUACUACGUUGUGGUACGAGCUCGAGUUCGUCGACUUGGGGCACAUAUUCAAUGGAUAGAGCAAUUUCUGGAAUCCUAUCAUUCCUUAGGAAAAAUGGGUUACACGCUCACGACGCUGAAGGCUUGUUAUUACCAAAUAAACCACGAGACAAAUAAAUGGUGA
This is a messenger RNA of Owenia fusiformis, 3576 nucleotides long. Lineage: Eukaryota; Metazoa; Annelida; Polychaeta; Sabellida; Oweniidae. The record is from the annotation of a GenBank genome assembly.